AUUAACCCUUUUCCUACCAAUUCCUCUCACAAUGCAAAUGCUUCAUUCGCCCACCUUAACUCGUCUCAUCACCAUCUUCUCCUUCUUGCUCCUUCUCCCUCCAUCAUUCAGUAAAGUGUUACGUUCUGCUUCUUUUGAUUGCGGUAUUCUACGAAAUGAAAAGUAUCCUUUUUGGAACAACAAUACCCCAAAGGAUUGCCGUCUGGUUGGAUUCCAAUUAAACUGCGCAGAACCAUCUCCCAUCAUAGAUAUUGGCCAAGAUGGAAAGUUCCGCCUAUUGCAAGUAAACCAAAUGAGUUAUACAAUGACACUUGGUCCCAAAGAUCCCAGUGGAUACAUUUGUCCUAAGAAUCCCCAGAACAGAACCCUCCUUCACCCUUGCUUGAAAUUAUCCAAAUUCAACCAAAACAUCAGACUGUUAUAUAACUGUGCCCCUGCCCAAGUCACACUGCCACCAGAAAACACCACUAAUAGUGGCCAACCCAAAUAUAACAACAUUGAUCCCUUCGUCUUGAACGAAUCAGUAGUUGGGAGAAAUGAUUAUAGAGAGCUAUUUACGCGUGGUGCUACUUUUGAAAUUGAGGUUAAUCAGACGGUGUAUCAGAAGUUCCAAAACCUGCGAUUGGUUGAUGCUUUAAGCGGAGGAUUUGGUGUGGUGUCCAACGUUAGUGGGGUUCUGCGUGGGCAAUGUGUGGGUCUUGGUGGGAUAUGCAAAUCCAAUUCCAUGCUCAUUAGACCAAAUCUUUGAUUUUAGAUCAAGACAAUCUAUGUAAUUUUCGAGUCCGAUAAGAGGAUCGACACAGUAUUUUUGAAAAUCUACAGUUUCUAUCAUGUUCUCACAAAAAACAUUUCAUACUACCAGUUGUUAGGCGCUACUCCACAUCUGAUAUAAUAUGAGUCCAGCUCAGACAGUCUAAGAAAAAUGAUAUGCUUAAUAAAUCUUUGCUUUUCUUUCAACUUUUGUUUUGUCUUUCUUCUUGAUUUCAAACUACUGUAAUAAGAAAACAUGAUGAACUUA
Molecule: messenger RNA, 1018 nt
Organism: Rubroshorea leprosula
Lineage: Eukaryota; Viridiplantae; Streptophyta; Magnoliopsida; Malvales; Dipterocarpaceae
Source: the annotation of a GenBank genome assembly